Molecule: messenger RNA, 8925 nt
Organism: Ylistrum balloti
Lineage: Eukaryota; Metazoa; Mollusca; Bivalvia; Pectinida; Pectinidae
Product: transcriptional activator GLI3-like
Exons: 17
Coding region: 1-4992 (1663 amino acids)
Biological process (GO): regulation of transcription by RNA polymerase II
Cellular component (GO): nucleus
Molecular function (GO): RNA polymerase II cis-regulatory region sequence-specific DNA binding; DNA-binding transcription factor activity, RNA polymerase II-specific
Source: RefSeq, a predicted model, not a curated record
AUGCCAAGUCCCUCUACAGCGGACCCGCUACAGAAGUCUCGCAGAGGCCUCGUUGUAAGCCGUCCUCCUAGUUGUCACCUGACACGCGUUGACGAGGAACCAACAACCACUCAGGACGACAAGGGGCGUGUAUCACAGGUUGAGACUGUAGACCGAGGAGUUGGACCAACACCACAUCCACCACAUGUGGAUCCCCAUGUCCGGGAACCACGCAUUCCAGCUCCAGGAUACUUUGUCAACCCACUCCUAGACCCCCGUAAUGGCCUACUUGAACAUGGAUAUGGUAACGGCUAUGGGUUUCCCUACGGUCAUUUCCCCUACCCCAUAAACCAGCCCCUCCCUCUCGACUCCCACACACUGGAGGGGCGAUACCAUUGGCCCCCUUCUAGUCCAUAUCACCAGCCCAUGCCGGGACUUGCUGCAAGUCCCUCCCACUCUGAUGUGUCGGUGCUUAGUAUGCGUAGCCCGAUAGCACCAGGAGAGCCUGUCACGAGCCUCGCAGCACGAAUUCAUUGGGAACAGCUCCAAAGGAACUAUCUUUAUCAGAGCCCUUUGUCAGGACGACGGUUCAGUCCCUCGUCACUUCCAGGUCUACCCCUCGGUGGUCCUGGAUCUGUGUACAGCGAUUACCCCAGUCAUGUGUCAUACAGUGGGUGGAGUAUGUUUGGGGACAUCCCACCCACUCCGGGAAGUGGUAGCAUCACCCUUCCCGGCUCGUUAGAAAGUUCCCGACUUACAAGUCCUCGUCCCAGUAUUAUAUGUAAAAGUCGAAAACGGGCAUUGUCUCAUUCACCCAUCUCUGACUAUUUGGACAUACAGAGUCUGACACGGAGUUCAGAAGGAUCCUUACAAUUUACUCCAUUUUUACACAGUACCAAUUCAAGGAGUUCCAGUGCAGCUAGUGGAUCCUAUGGUCAUUUAUCAGCAGCCUCCCUUGGAACUGCAAGUCCCGCCAUGCAACAGAUGGGACAUCCCAUGAACCCCUACAUGCGAUCAGGACCCAGCAGUAUGGCCGCCUCCCCAUUCAUCUAUCCCAUGAUGCCUCCAAUGAUGGGAGCAGGGAGAAUUCCUCCAGGGACUCUGAUACCGCCUACCUCACAUUCACAGCCUAUCCAUCAGCAACCUAAACACCACCCACCACCCCAGAUCUCCACGACAACCAAGGAGGCUGGAAGUAGUGUUGUGAGCAGCAGUACAAUAGAUAACGCCAUGGGAGAAAGCAAACGGUCAAAAAUUAAAAAGGAGGCUGACAUGCCCAGUCUAGGAGAUGACCUACAUGAUGAGGAUGAUGAAAAACACAAUGGGGAGGGAAUGGAGAAGGCAGGACAUAUUCCUGUGGAGGGAGAGCCAGACUUCAUAGAGACCAAUUGUCACUGGGAAGGAUGCAACUGCGAGUAUGAAACUCAGGAUGAACUAGUCAAGCAUAUCAAUAUAGAUCAUAUCCAAGCCAAUAAGAAAUCGUUUGUGUGUCGCUGGGUUGAGUGUACGCGAGAAUCCAAACCAUUCAAAGCUCAGUAUAUGUUAGUGGUACAUAUGCGAAGACAUACAGGAGAGAAGCCACACAAGUGUACAUUUGAGGGUUGUAAUAAAGCUUAUUCUCGGUUAGAAAAUUUGAAGACACAUCUGCGCUCACAUACAGGAGAGAAACCCUACAUGUGUGAAUACCCAGGCUGUACAAAAGCCUUCAGUAAUGCCUCUGACCGAGCCAAACAUCAGAACCGUACUCAUUCUAAUGCUAAACCUUAUGUAUGUAAAGCAAUGGGAUGUACGAAACGCUACACAGACCCAAGUUCACUGAGGAAACACGUGAAAACUGUUCACGGUCCAGAUUUCUACGCUAACAAGAAACAUAAAGGAGACAGUUGUAAACAGGAGCGAAACAUGGAGUCUGAACAGGAUCAAGACAAAAAGGAUGAUAACAGCACGAAGAAGAUGGAGGAAUGUCUAACUGUAACACCAUUACAUGCUGCUAUGUCUGGGGAGAGGAGGAGGUCACAGGACAAUGUUGGUAACGCUUUAUCCCAGCAGCAACCAUCACCCCAGAGUAGUCCAGAGGUGAAUGUCACCAACUCUAUACAACCCGAGAUCAUAGAGGAACAUGUGGGGUCUGUUACUCAGGUUACUUUAGAGGAGGAAGUGGACAUCCCAGAACCAGAGGAAGCUGAUAUACCAGGAGGUGGGACAGGCACAGUGAUCGCGCGAAACAAUCGUCUCAAUGUGGUCCAUCAGAAUCGUAUCAAAGGCAAAAUGGUGGGGAAAAACAAUUCCACCUUACCUCAGAUUCCAGGUAGCAACAACAAUCGUAUCAACAGUCAGACAUCUCUUACAGAUAUCUCCAACAAGACUGCUCAAGUCAAAAAUCCACAACUUAAGAGAAUCAUGGAUCUCAACGGUCAUGGGGACAAGCCAUUACCUGGUUACCUUGGGGGUAGUCGUCGUGACAGUAAUACCAGUACAAUCAGCUCUUACCUCAGUAGUAUGAGGUCAGAAGCAAGUCCAUGUUUCCCAUUCGGCAGCAAAUUCUCCAGUCGGCGAUCUAGUGAAGUGUCACAGUUCAGCGAACGUCUCAGCAUUACAAACUCUCCUUAUGAGUAUGACAUUACCGGGAACAUGCCUCAUCAUGGCCCCCAUUGUGGUUCUAGUCGACGGUCAAGCGAGGCCAGUAACAUCAGUAAUGUUGCCGCACAGCUGCAGAAAGCACAUCUUGGUAGCAACCCCAGCCUCAUAGUUCAGUCCCAAGCCAUGCCACUACGUAGUCCCUCAAGUAAAUAUUCCAGCGAGCGUCUUGCACGUUUCUUGGCUGCUCGCAAUGAACUGGAUGGUGCUCGAACGAGUACACCGUGUCGCACUCCACUACCUCACGAGAUCCCCAACAGGGAUGUGCGCAGGUAUAGUGACCCAGUACGAACACUAGACCCAAAUUUCAGUGUGCUAAAGAGACUACAAAGGUUUCAUAGUUUAAAUAUGAUGAAACCACUACCAGUACCUCAGUCAAUGAAAAGUCUGUUAAGUAAGACCGGAUCUAACAACACGUUCCACUCAUCGCGGAGUAGUAUUAUGACCGAUCAUAGUCUCGCAGAAAAUGAGGAGUGGUCUCCUGGUGGUCCAAAUGACGGGAGUAUGGACACUGAUAUUGAGGCAGCACUGAUGGAGAAGAUGCUGGAGGACAAUGAGGAUAUGAUCAUACCUGACGAUAUGAGACGAUUCUUAAACGAGAGGUAUGGAAAUCUGUUGGGAGUAGAUUCUGUGGUACCUGAGAAUGAUGAACAACCAAUGACGAGGGGAAACAAUCCAAACCAAGAUGUUGCAUCAAUGGACUCGUACUCAAAUCAACCAACACCCAUGCCAGAUAAUAUGAAUGACAUGCAACACUCUCCUGGUUACUAUGGUAAUCAAGGAGGAAUGAGCCAAUCACAGCAGCAAGGCAUGGCGUUCAACAAUGGAGGGAACCCCCAACAGUUCAAUCAGGGACAAAUGUGUAGUGGUAGCUCAAUGCCACAAAACAUGCAGCAACCGAUGCCACCCAAUAUGGGUCAAGGUGGCAUGCCUAAUCAGCAGGGGCUGCCACCAAACAUGCAGGUGAAUCAGAUGUGGCCUCAAGGGGGUCCACCUAAUUAUAAUAAUAUGCAACAAGGGAUGCAAGGUAACAGUGCAUCACAGUUACCUCAGGGACAAAGUGGCAAUGUGUUGCCACAGAACAUGCCACCACCACACACAAGUGGCAACAUGAUGCACCCACCUGUAAGUGGUGGCAUGCAACCACCCUCAAAGGGUGUGCAGAUGAUGCAGUCCCACCAAGGCCAGACAGGACACCCAAUGAUGGGUAAUCACAUACCACAUCCUCCUGGUGGCCAGCAGAUGCCACAGGGUGUGCCCAUGUCGCCAAUAGCACCACAACAACGUAUGAACCAAUCAAACAUGGGAUCUCUUCAAAAUAUGCAGCAUGGUAAUCGUGUAAUGAACAACAUGAAUGGUGGCAAUAUGAACCAUUGGCAGAUGAUGAAUAAUACUGGACAGAGUGAUGGAAAUUCAAUGCCUCAGGGUCAAAUGCCACAAGGCCCGAUGCCACAGCAGCAGUAUAUGCCUCACCCACCCAGCAUGAAUAAACAACAAGGCAUGCAGUCCAACAUGUCUCCCAACAUGCCACAGUCAAAUAUGCAGCCAAUGCCACCCAAUAUGCAGCAAGGUAUGCCACCCAACAUGCAGCACAUGCCGCGGCCACCACCAUCAAGUAAACAGGAGCGAGACAGCCCGCAAGUUCAAGUUCCCCAUAUCAGCACAUCACAGAUCCCAUCUAAAAACAAGGCAGCCAAUCGAAACCAAAUGAUAAUGCGUCAGCAUCAGCAACAGAUGAUGGCCAAUCAGAGCACAUAUAACAACAACAACAACAAUAACAAUAAUCAGAUGUAUCCAGCGAUGGGCAACAUGGUCGAGGGGUAUGGGGGAAACAUGUACAACAAUAUGGGGCAAGGUAACAUGGAGGUGCCCCCUAUGUACCCUCAGCAAAAUAUGAACAUGGCACCUCAUCCCCCAUCUGGACCCCCACACAAACCAGGGGGCCAACAGCCGCAACCCCCUCAGAUGUCCCAACAGCAGCACAAUCAGCAACUCAAACCAAAUGUCUACCAACAACAGACUCAACAGCCCCCUACGUCAGGGAGCGCUUACCCAAACCCCCUCGAAAUGUCUCCAGGGUGCAAUCAAGUGACAAGCUCAACAGAUCGGAAGGAAAUCACAGCUCCACCUAUUGAGGAAUUCAUGGAAAACAUUAAUUCAAUUUCAUCAGAAAAUCUGUUGGAUAACAUAAGCUCCAUAUCGACUGAAAACAUAAAUAACAACAUGUACACUGGCAUGAACCAGCGAUCCGCAUCUCAAUCAUCAUCACGGUAUAAUCCACAAUCCUUACCCGCCAAUAACAUGGUAGUGAACGAUAUGAGCUCAGUGUUAACACAGUUAGCUGAGGAAAAUAAGUACCUAAGCAUGCGUCAUUGAUAAUAAUUGUGGAAUAAUUUGUUACUGUUUGUAUGGAGUGUCAAUCAGAGGCUUCAUACUGUUUCUUCCAAAUACUAAUUGGAUAUAGGUACUUGUACGCAUAUCAUUGCAAAAUUGUGUCAACAUCGUUUCAUUUUUUUAAUGCAUAAACCUUUGAACAUAAAGAGAUGCAUAUUACACAUUUUCUCUGUGGAGAAUUCAAUUAUCAUUAUCUGUUUCAUUAGUGGUGUAGAACUUUGUGAAUUGAUGGAUGGCAGGAAAAGUGUGAAUGAUCAUGUAUCUUGUGAAAGUUCAAAAGUGCUAAUUACGUUCUCAUAGUAAUCAAGGAUGGAGACUUAAUUACUUAUUGUUAUUACCAAUUACCUGGUAUACAUCAGUGUUAUAUUGUUUGACUCUGGAGGAGAAAAUAAUCUCGACUGUUUUGCUCAGUGCUAGCAUCAUGAAUUGUAUGUUACAGUGACCUUAUUACAUGUACAAUGACCUAUAUAUUUGUUAAUGAAGUAUUAUAUUGUGUAUUGAUUUUGUCUGUUAAGAUGUAAAAUUACUAAGAAAUUUUUAAACAAGAUAUGUUUUUAAUACUAAAGAUUUACUUAACUAGCCUUAAAGGGAAAAAAACACUCCUGAAGAUGGAUGUUAAAGAUUUAUAUAGCAAUAAAAUUUUAUUAAGAUGGCUGAAAGAUCUUACAAUCUUGAGACUUGAAGUAUUUAUAUCUUAGGAUAAGUUCUAGAAUGGUAGGAGCUAUUUCACAGUAUAACUGUGGGUUUGAAAACCAGAACAUGUUACUUUAUUUCUAGUUUUUAAAUGCAAGUAUAAGUCCUUCAUUGUCUGUGGUGGCAAUGACACGCUUUGAGAUUAUAAACAGAUUUAUAGUAGAAGUUCUGAAUUACCAAUUUAUUUGAAUGAUGAUCUCUACUCCAGUAACAUUACUACGUAUUAUUUGUUAAAGAACGUUGUUCCUUCUAGUAUUAAUGUGCCAUUUUUAAAUUUUGUUAACUCAGUAUGAAAUACUCUUACCUACCCUAUCACCUACAAUACAAGGCUGUAUUUAGGGUACAAGUUCUAUUUUCAUACUGACCAGCAUUUUUUUACUCCACGAAAGAUAAAAGUGAAAGCAAAAUGAUAACAUAAGCAUUUAAACAUAGUUUACAGGCAAACAGGUAUUAAGGACGUUUUUCUGAAUCAAUUUACUAGGAUAUACACAUACUAGGAACAUUGCGUUCAAAUAAAUCAAACUGGAUAUCAUUUUGACGGAACAAGGACAAGCUCUGGUAUAAUUGGUGCUUUAACUAUAUUUUUUUUAACUUUUACUUAAGUUCUCAUCAAAUGUGCCUUAUUUACGCAAUAUACAUACCGAAUGUGCUAUUCUGAAUUCAGACGUUCUUGUGUUUCAAAAUCAAAUGAAAAUGUUAAUGUCAUAUUAUUUGUUGUUACAUUUUUACUACAUGCCUUCUGCAUUGACAAAGUGCUACACUUGUAUUAUAAAUGGAUAAAGUGAUGGUUGACCCUCAAAUGGAAGGUCACACCAUAGAAUCAGUGCACAGUAACAAAAUGAGAUUUUAUUUUUAAAAAAAACGAGAAUUUACUUUUACUGUUUUACUUUUAUUCCUUAAACUCUCCAUGGUUGUUUUUAAUGUUCAUUUUUUUUUCUUCGAUUAUUUGAGAUUUUAAUACUCGAUUUAGUUAGCUUAAAAUACAGGUCUUUUAAGGGUUACCCCCCUUUGAUCUGUCUUCAUAGCUGAGGUAGGUAACAGAAAUUGGUCAUUCACUUGUAAGUAUUCAAUCUUUUUUACAGUUUUUUUUAAUUGUUUUUGUUUUUGUUUUUUUUUAACUUUUAAGAGGGUAUUUUUCAUGUUUAAAUUUUAACAUGUAAAAUGAAAUUUGAAAUGCUACAUAUUGCUAAAAUUUUGUUUUAUCACACCAUAAAAUGGCUGCAACAAUUUUUUAGUAUUUCCAAGUUUACGCGAUACUUUUUUUUCAGUAGCCUUUAAUGAUAAGAGAAGAACUUUCUGAGGUAGAUAUUUUUUGUAUUUUCUCAUCACAAAACAGCUACAGCUACUUUCCCCAUCAGUUUGUUCUAUCCAGUAGCUGUAGUCAUUUCACUGAAUGCAUCUUCUGUUAUUUAGUAACCUGAGAUGAUUUAACUGUACUUAGAUCCAAGAUCAGCGAAGAAAUAAGAUUUCAACAAUACUUUAUAUGUUUAGGAAAAACAAGAUGAGUACUGUUUGGUCCAAUUUUCACAGAUAAGAAUAAUAGUUAUUCUAAGAUGUGUUGUUCAUGCUGCAUGUCCAUUGUAUAUAAGUACUCAUAUUGCCAUCAUACUUGUGAGCUACGUGCUACAUAUGUAUCCGUCCACAUUUCCAGCCUCCUAUGUAUUAGACUAUUUUACACUGUUUUACACUGAUUACAAAUACAUGUAUCUAAAUUUUAGUUAAUUUUAAACUCAAAAUACUUUUUUUUUUAACUUUUUCUUUGAACAUUGGUUGAUGAAAAAGGACAUGUUUUCAGAAAGUUUAACUUGAAAUACCACAUCUUGAGUUUGAGUUUAAAUGACCGCUAAUGUUUUAUCCCAGAAAAAAUAGUCAAAUAUCUAACAGGAUACACUUGUUCAAAUCUUUGUCAGACUGUGUGUCUCAGGGGGCUCUGAUUUUUUAUAAGAAAAUGUUGAAAACUUCAUUUCAGCUCUAUUUAUAAUGAUGAACACUUAAUCAUGUAAAUGUUUAAAAAAAAAACAAAAAAACAAAAACAAAAAAAAAAGAAAAAAAAGAGAACAAAUCUUAUUUUCAGGCAACAACUAUGUCAAUACAUAUUUAAUAUUUCUGUCAAAUGUUGCAAAAAAUGAAGUCCCAAUUUGCUUGGACUGUGAUCACCAGAAUUUUUCUACAUCAAAGUAAAUCAGAAAGAUGGUCUUUGAUGGUAUUCCGUGACAUUUUCUUUUCAAUACAUUGAUCUACAUAAAGCGAAACUCCGACAAUCUCCCAUCACAUUUUUUUGUGUAAUACCCUACGGUAAGGGUUUCUGGUAAGAUCUCCCAUUUAAUGAAACGCCAACUUUCACAAAAGUAAGAUGCAAAUUUCGUCGACAAGUGACAUGUACACUGUGGAGUAGCUGAGUGAAUAAUAUUCUUUGUCUCAUGGCUAGUAUCAGAGAUAUAGAUGUCUCUGCUAGUAUAUACUUUCCAAGGUAAACUUUAAUGUUGAUAGGACCGUGAUGCUCUCUGACUUCGAUUUGAACAACUAGAUCCUAACUGGAAAGAGUGGUGAUUGUGUAGUAAUAUGUCCCUUUUUAUGUAUAUUUUAGCAUUUAUUCCUUUUAUGUGUGUGCCCUUUGUCUAAAGGUGCUUCCUACCCUGGGUUAACAAGAAAUGGGGUUCGGUAAAUUAAGGUGCAGUUGCGGAAGCAACAGCUUCUAGGGGAGAUAACUUCAGUUACGAUUUAGGUAGCACACCACUUAAUAUUAUCUCUGAGUAAAUCAGUAAUAAAAUGGGUCAGAAGUUUCUUCAAAGUGGAUUUUGAUUUUGCAUUUUUUGGUAAUAAGAAGUUAAUGAAUUGUAAGUAUUUCUGAGCUUCAAAACCCAGGUUGUUGUGUACACUUCUGUAUUAGAAGUAUAUACAGUGUUGCAUGAUGGGAUUCAUUUGGUGGAAAUAAAAACCCAAUUCGUUGGUGUGCUACCUAGGUGUUCCAUACAGAUGAAUAGCUUGCCAUAAGCAAGUCUAUGCAAAUUAGAAAAUAGCUAUGCAAGUAGGCUUUGUGAUUCUUAUGUACCGACAUUUACUCAUAUUUACAGUUAAUUCAUAUCUAUCAUAGGUUAUAUUUUGCAAAGACAAACAUAUUUUUGUACCACAUAAUGCUCUGGUACCAAGUACGUCAUAUAAUGGAAUAACAAUGUUUUAGGUGUCAUAAAAAUGUAAAUAUAUUAUGUGAAACCAACAACA